AUGGUGACCGGAGUGGAAACAGCUGGACUCGUCCUAGGAGCCAUUCCCAUCAUCAUAUCUGCCCUCGAGAACUAUGAGAACUUGGCAGCUCCCACACAAGCCUUUAUUCAUUGGAAACGGCAUUUGCGAAGGUUGAUCCGGGAGCUCUAUACAAUACACACAUCUUACGACCAAGCCGUUCGUCUCCUACUGAAGCCAUUUGCCGACCUCACAGACCAAACCACGAUGAUGGAGGAUUCCCGAAGCGCAUUGUGGAGAGAGGGAGACAUUGCUGACAGUCUACGCGAUAAGUUAGGACCGGUAUACGGCCCAUUCAUUCUCACCAUAGAUGAAGUGUCAGAGAUCCUGGUCGAGAUAGCGGCUUGCCUCAAUAUCCCUGGUUCGCAGCAGGUUUUCACAAGCAAAAACCUCCUGCCAGUCGUCUUUUCGAACUUGCAGAUCGCGAAUACUCCGUUCCUUCACAGGAAUUUCGAAUUCAGGCAGAGGAUCAAGUUUACCAUGAAGAAAAACCGUGUAAAGGCCGCGCUCGAGCGUUUGGAGGCUUGUACGAGGAUGAUUGAUGCCUGGACCACUAGAGCCGACAGGAUGCAGGAUGAGAUACCGCAGAGUCGUCUGAAGCUGAAAUUUUCUGCAUCCUUGGGUACCAUCCAAGAGAACGCGACCAAAGUACAUCGAGCAAUUUCUCGAACCUGGUGUAACGACAACCCUGUCCAUGUCGCUCAUCUGCUCCUUGAGCAACGGCUGGUAAGGUCAAAGAAAAGGAAGAGGCCUCUGCAAACUCUUCAAGCAGCGAGCUCGAACUUGGUGGCGCAGGCGACUUCUUUCGGACUGAGUCUUCGUGGGGACUGCAACGCGUCUUCUCAGUGGUUGAAUUCUGAAAUAAGGAUUGAUGAACUUCCGUCCAGAAGCGCUGGGACUGUUCGCGUGACGAUAUCAGGUCCAGAGGACGACCACGACCCUGCAAUUUUGCACCAUAUCACGACUUUAUGCAAAGUCAUUAGGCAACCCCCGCAUCCAUUUGUGGUAUUUUGCCUUAAUGAUACGGGGUUCCUGAAAUCACGCCCGUCCUUGAAAGGGACUGCUGCUGAAUACGUUCAGCACUCUUUGUCCCUCGAGGCCCUUCUUCCGCACUUCGAGGCCAGACUCCCCAUAACAGAAGUGUACGGACUCGCCAUCACCUUGAUAGCGUCGAUUUUUCAACUCAGCCAUACUCCAUGGCUUGAAACGAAAUGGAGUAAGAGGAACAUCGUAUUCGCAAGAGCAAACAGUAACACGCCAUUAACUGUCGACCUAAGAUAUCCUUCCUUAGUGAAGGAAUAUCAUCGCGGAGUUGGACCGCGACGACCCGCCGAUACACCCAUCAACACAACCUGUUCGAACUUGCUUGCCUUAGCGAUUAUGCUGCUUGAAAUUAGUUCCGGACGGCCUGUUGAGCAGAGACUCGGAGAUGAUCAAAUCACUAACAUCUUACCGAACGAUCAAUCGUAUCUCCAACUAGCCGGGGGAUGGUUCAAGGAGGAAAAAUCUCAUGGGAGAUUAUCAAAUGCCUUCUCCCAGGCUAUUUUGACCUGCCUACAAGAAUACCUUAACCCCGAUGCAAAUUUCGAUGAUGAUCAGUACUGCAACGCUUUCAAGGAAAAGGCUCUGUUACCGCUUGAAGAGGAAAUGGACCACCUACUCUUUGGACCUCCGAGGUGA
Molecule: messenger RNA, 1698 nt
Organism: Penicillium canariense
Lineage: Eukaryota; Fungi; Ascomycota; Eurotiomycetes; Eurotiales; Aspergillaceae
Exons: 4
Coding region: 1-1698 (565 amino acids)
Source: RefSeq, a predicted model, not a curated record